Messenger RNA from Anopheles coustani, 1354 nucleotides. RefSeq names its product GTPase Era, mitochondrial. The coding region runs from base 70 to 1251 and encodes 393 amino acids. Gene Ontology annotation, biological process: ribosomal small subunit assembly. The record is from RefSeq and is a predicted model, not a curated record. Lineage: Eukaryota; Metazoa; Arthropoda; Insecta; Diptera; Culicidae. The transcript is spliced from 2 exons. Gene Ontology annotation, molecular function: rRNA binding; ribosomal small subunit binding; GTP binding. Gene Ontology annotation, cellular component: mitochondrial matrix.
AAUAACAACGCUGUUGUAACAGCUCGCGUGUGCAGUUCGUUGCCGGUGUUUUUCUUUAAAUUUUCCGAGAUGUACGAUCUCGGGUUAACUGUAAUGAUGCUUCGACGGUUGCGUAUUGGUCCAAAGAACUUUUUGGGGCUGCAACACUGCCAACGAUGCUUCAGUGCCCGCUUGUCGGAGAGUGUGACCACCGAGGAUGGCACGGCGCAGUCAAAUUCCGCGGCGAAUGCAAAGUCUGAAAGGCUCAUCAAGGUGGCCAUCGUCGGUAUGCCGAACGCUGGAAAAAGUACUCUCAUAAAUAGGUUAAUCGAUCAAAGGGUUUGUCCAGUUUCGGCGAAAGUACACACGACACGCAAAGCCUCGAAGGCAAUACACAGCAAACAGAACUCGCAAGCGAUUCUCUUCGACACACCCGGGCUGGUGGGAAGCCGGGAAAUAAAGAAACAUCAGCUGGAUGCGCAGUUCGUGUCCGCUUGCCGGCAUGCAAUCCAACACUCGAGCAUGAUCGGCGUGGUGCACGAUGUGUCGAACUCGUGGACACGCCAUGCCCUCAAUCCGGUGCUGCUGCGUGUGCUGGAAGAGUACAUCCACAUCCCGAGUUUCCUGAUACUGAACAAAAUCGACACCCUCAAAUCGAAGCGUAUCCUGCUGGACAUUGUGAAAAAUGUGACAUGCAACCAGCUAGAGAGCAUCAGUAACUAUGGUCCCGUCGGUCGAAGGAGGGCUUACAAAACGAAACAGUCCGUUCAGGAAAAUCCCUUACCCUCUGAGCGGGAAGGCAAAGAACUCACCGAAUCAGAUAAGAAGCCGGUGGAAGGAUGGCCCCACUUUACUGAGAUAUUUAUGGUAUCCGCCAUGACCGGCGAUGGCCUACGCGAGGUGAUGUCGUUCGUGCAUGCCAACUCACAGCAGCACCCGUGGGAGCAUCUGGCCACCGAGCACACCGACCAGUCCCCGGAGCAGCUGAUCGUACAGAGUGUCCGCGCCCGGCUACUCGAUUUCAUGCCCCAGGAAAUACCGUACCAGCUGCAGACGGAGCUCGAGUACUACGAGGUGAUCGGUGGACGGGUACUGACCAGUGCCGUCGUAACCUGCCCGAACGACCGGAUAGCGCGGCUGGUUUGCGGCGAGUCGAACGGGAAACUGCGCCAAAUCAACGAGCAGGUGACGUCGGAUCUAAUCGAAUGCUUCGGCAUGCCGGUGCUGCUGACGAUAACGACGCGUGUCCGCAGCCGGGAGGCAAAGUCGUAGAUGGCGGAACCGGGAAACUCUUUCUCUCCCUGCGGUUAGUUAGUGGCGGAUUGAAUUGCGGUGGAAAUAAAUUUCAGCGGCACCGUCCCGAAACCGCAACGAA